AUGACUCUUCCUGCCCUAGCUAAUACUGGCUUCACUUGGCCUAACUGCACUACACUGUUUACGACAGGGGAUGCCAUGAUGCAGCAUCUGUCUGGGCCAGGGCCAUGUGGACAGUGGCUUGUUCAAAUCCUACCCAGCAUGGAGCCUGUAGGGUUGCCCUUUGGAGAUGAAUACCUCAAUGAUGUCAAUGCUGCUAAUGAUGUUGACACAAAUAGGAACUUCAACAACCCAUUCAAUGAUAGUGAUGAUGAUAGUGAGAACAGCAACCACACAAACAUUUACCAUUCCCUUGAAGAUGACACCCACUACAAAUAUCCUGAAACUCUCCCCCCUUCAGCAUCAGCUCCACAUGUAUGA
Pisolithus orientalis is the source of this 357-nucleotide messenger RNA. RefSeq lists its product as uncharacterized. NCBI's taxonomy places the organism in Eukaryota, Fungi, Basidiomycota, Agaricomycetes, Boletales, Pisolithaceae. The record is from RefSeq and is a predicted model, not a curated record. The transcript is spliced from 2 exons. The coding region runs from base 1 to 357 and encodes 118 amino acids.